Molecule: messenger RNA, 906 nt
Organism: Diaporthe amygdali
Lineage: Eukaryota; Fungi; Ascomycota; Sordariomycetes; Diaporthales; Diaporthaceae
Exons: 10
Coding region: 1-906 (301 amino acids)
Source: RefSeq, a predicted model, not a curated record
AUGCCUUCAGGCAGACGAUUCGUCCUCGGCUUUGCCGAAACACUUUUCCACUCAAAACGAUUCCACCUCGCAAUCUCUUCACGGCUGGACGUCUCGGCGCUCGAGGCUGGCCUCGUCCAGUCGGCCAGAUCCAUUAGACCUAAACUUCACUACAUCCUAAGCUACCCAUUGUUUACUCUGUUGAGAGCCACUACAUACCUCGCUUCCGUUGUCAUCCGCUCUUCUAACCGAUACAUCACUCAAUCCCUCUUCGCCGCCGUCUGCUUCAACUCCCGCUCUGAUCACCUUGCUUUUGGACCCUGCCCCCUGAGAAGCCCUGUUCUCAGCUUGCGGACAGAGGUCCUUCUCGAGUCCGAAGGGACUCCCUUCACCAGUCACCCUUCUCCCGAAGCACUUCUUCUUGACCACCUCUUCCAGAAUCUUCCGUCGCAGCUGAACCUAAUGGCGACGAGGCUUCCUGUCAGCUCGAUUGGCUACAGUGAUGCAAAAUCCCCGGUAGCGUCAGGCCGCUCUGUAAUGAUUCUGCUAUCGAUCCAAUUGGAUAAGGAGAUGAGUGGAAGGGAGUGGAGCGCAAGGGGAAAAGAGAACUUCUGGCGUAUCGUCGCUAGACUCGACUUGCCACCAACUGGCAAAAGGCUCUUCAUCCGAGACGCCUUUACUGGUGUUAACUCUGAGUCUCCUGAGAAUCCCGAGACCUCAGAGAACAACGAUACCGCGAUGCGGGUCUAUCAAGAAGACGUGCGCUGCCAUCGAAGCGCACAUGGCAAGCGCCGCUCGACACGCCAAACCACAAGCCUCGCCAAGUCUCCGGACGAUCUGAACUCCGAUGAGGACAGAGGUCCAACUAUAGAUGGCGAGCAGAUUCGAGCAGGCCGCGCCAAGUUUGGUGAUUAUCGCCUGCUGUAA